Messenger RNA from Papaver somniferum (opium poppy), 1482 nucleotides. Its product is annotated as wall-associated receptor kinase 3-like. The record is from RefSeq and is a predicted model, not a curated record. The transcript is spliced from 3 exons. Gene Ontology annotation, cellular component: membrane. The coding region runs from base 458 to 1279 and encodes 273 amino acids. NCBI's taxonomy places the organism in Eukaryota, Viridiplantae, Streptophyta, Magnoliopsida, Ranunculales, Papaveraceae. Gene Ontology annotation, molecular function: protein serine/threonine kinase activity.
UCAAGGAAAUAAAAAAGAUAAAGAAAGAAAGAGAUUUACGAAGAUCAGAGAAAAAAUUUCUUAGAAGAUUUGCAAAGUGGGAUCGAUCGAAAAAAAAAAAGAUUUGCAAAGUGGGUUAGUACUCUUAUUUCCUCGUAAGAUCAUAAAACUAAAAACCAGAUGAUAUCGACUUUAUGAUUAAAAAUUGAUGUCUGAGCUUUCCAAAUAAUUGGUCGUGCGUGCUUAUCUGGUCUGAGAACAUCACCGGUCACCCUCUGGAGGUGUCAUUUCAGCAAAUAAUUCAAAGCUUGAAAAACAAAGAACAGCCAAUGAGGGGUCGAAACGAGUCAAAAUUUCUUUUGAAAUUUCAUUGACAAUGAUAGUACUUAAUGAUAAGAUUCAGCCAACAAAGUGUUCUCUUGGUUAAUCCUAACAUCAUCAGCAUCAACUCCAUUACCCCAAACAAAGCCUGGUUGCGAUGCAAAAUGCGGCGACCUUACCAUUCCUUACCCGUUUGAAUGGGUGUUCGCUUACGGGAGUUGAAUCACUUCCUUCCAACAUUACGUGCGAUAUCACAUAUGAUCCUCCCAAAUCCUUCAUCCGAGUCGGUAGAAACAAUACUGCAGGUCUAGAUCGUAGCGUCGAAGUAAUAAGUAUGUCAGAAACUGAAGUUCACGUUAAAAACUGGCCAGCUACAAGGUGUUAUCAGUACGAAACUGGUGAAUUAACCAUAGAUGAUUCUAUAGGUUGGAUGAACUUCAGUGGAACUCCAUUUACAGUUUCAUAUACUAAGAACAAAUAUUUUGGUCUCGGUUGUGAUACGUUAGCUUACAUUAGAGAACCGAUUCUUAACUUUGAAACAGAUUGUAGUACAACAUGUAAAACAGCCGCCUAUAUUAUAGAUGGGUCUUGUUCAGGAAGUGGAUGCUGUCAAACAAAAUUACCCAAAGGUGUAAAGAUGUUUGUAGGUGUAGUUCGUUUGUUGAAUACAUCAUCGGAGCCUUUAUCUUUUGAUCCUUGUAUCUAUUCGUUUAUAGGCGAGUCUGAGAAGUACACAUUGAGCGCUUCAGACUUAAAGGGUACAAGUUUUCAUAAUAAAGCGAAAGAUGUACCAGUUGUUCUUGACUGGGCAGUAGGAACUAAAACGUGUGAAGAAGCGGAACAAGAUAUGUCUAGUUUCGCAUGCCAGAAGAAUAGUACAUGUAGCAAUUCAGACAAAGUUCGAGGAUAUCUUUGUACAUGCAACGAAGGUUUUGAAGGGAACUCUUAUCUCAGCCCUGGAUGCCAAGGUAUCGAAUAAUAGAACAUAAAUGUUGGAGAAAAUAUAUUCUUGUUACUUAUAUUUCCUUAGUCUACUAGGUUUCCCAAUUUACUAGGUCUUUCCUAAACUUAGUCUUAUGUAAAUAUAGUUCUUUCCUAGAAUAUCUCUAUUUGUUGUAACCUAUUUUGUUGUAAACUUCACUAUAUAUAUCAAUGAGAAUAAACAAAAUAUUCACUGUUGAA